ACACGGAAGUGAUACACGGAAGUGGGUCGAAGCAGUCUUUUUGAACGACUGAUUCCUAGUCGAAGCGUCCUCUCUAAAGACUGUAUUAUAAAGUAGUUGAGUGAGUACAAAAAGCCGAAAUGGUUGUGUCAGACUUGGAUAAAUCUUCUGUGUUACUGGACGAAAAGCUGCUCUGUUUCAUGGAGCAGCUGGAGUUACUGGAGGAGAAACGAGCCGCUCUCAACUCUCUCAUAGAGCAGGGAUGGUUUUCUAUGUCCAAGGCUAGAUAUUCCAUGGGAAACAAACACGUCUCUCCACUUCAGUAUGCGAGUGAGAUAGAGCCACUGGUCUGUGUUCAUGCCAAAACAUUGGACAAUGGUGAGGUGGAUUUCUGCACAGAAAGGGUGAAACAAAAGUGUAAUGAGGUUGGAAAAGAUAAGAUAGAGGAUAUUGGACCUCAAGAAGAAGGAGUCAGGAGAAGAAUCAAACCAAAAAAGGAUAUGACAGAGAAAGAGGCAAGUGAAGAAACAAGCAGUGAGAAAGCUCCUGAAGUAACUCCAGUCAGAAAAAGCGACCAGAAUCCUCAGCAAGAUCCACUGAAAUGGUUUGGGAUUCUGGUUCCACAAUCUCUUAAACAUGCACAGUCGUCAUUUCAGCAAGUUGUAGAGCUGUCAGCUGAGAUUGCAACCCUUCAGACUGCAGUUUUGAACACCAGACGGGAGCUGAAGCACAGCAUGAAGGACAAACGCAUUCACCUGGAGGAAGCUUCAGCAACCCAGUUGGACAAGAUGGCAGACUAAUUAACUUUAAGUUAAAUCUGGAGAUGAUCUGAGAAGAGCGUGUGGCCACAGGCAGUGACAGGGUACAGUCAGUAGAUUAUGCUUAAGGGCCAACUGAACUCAACAGCGAUCUUCUGAAUUCUCAAGUGUCAAGUUACAGAUGAUUAUUUAAUGACUCAAUGUCUAGUAAUAGAUUAUGUUUGAUCCUGUGCGUUUUACUGUCUACCUCAUAAAUGUGUGGCCUGUUAGAGAUGGAUCUGUUUGUGAAUGCUGUCUUUUAGUAUUUGAAAUACAUUUUGAGUAGUAUACUUAGAAAAUAUUUUAUGAAUAUAAACAGAACCUGUUUGAUGUUUUUUUAUUUAUUUAAUUAAUAGCACUCUUUGUAAAGGAUGUAUCCAUUGCAAUUAUUAGAAUGAUUAAUUAAUCAUUUACUAAUACUUAAUAAAUCAAUUAUAAGACGAUAAUAAGAACCAGUUGUUUGUUGCCAGAUUGAGAAAAGCCUUUGAAUGGUGUUGAAUAUUGUUUUUUAUUUGGUAAUAAUGCAGUGAUACGUUUUUGGUAAUACAAUAAUACAUCCUAAAAAGUUGUUAAUUAAUAUACUGUGUUCCAGGUCCUCUGCAGCCAUUACCCAGAAAACAUAUUUAUCAGCAUAACAAUACUUUCAAUAAUAAUUGAUCAAUAGAUGUCAUAUGUUAGUUUGUUUCUGCCUGUUGAUUGUAUUCCUCUCCAUUUGUUCUUAUUGUUUGUGUUUUAAAAAAUGCUGCAAAAACGGAUUUGUUAAGCAAUAGUUAACGACUUAAUGACCAUUAUUUACAACUUCUUAUCCCUUUACAAGGGGUGUCCAUUUUAGAGAGUGGCACCAAAUUGUCUUUAAUUUCAUAUUUGUAUUCCCUUUCCCCCAAAAAAAAUAAUUAUUAAAAAAUGCAG
Messenger RNA from Anoplopoma fimbria (sablefish), 1685 nucleotides. RefSeq names its product coiled-coil domain containing 115 (gene vma22). Gene Ontology annotation, biological process: vacuolar proton-transporting V-type ATPase complex assembly. Bases 120 to 779 code for a protein of 219 amino acids. Gene Ontology annotation, cellular component: extrinsic component of endoplasmic reticulum membrane. The transcript has 5 exons. The record is from RefSeq and is a predicted model, not a curated record. NCBI's taxonomy places the organism in Eukaryota, Metazoa, Chordata, Actinopteri, Perciformes, Anoplopomatidae.